UUUCUUUCUUCUUAGAACAACCUCCAAAUAACCAAGGCCAGUCGACCCUGCAGCCUUUGCCACCUUCUCACAAGCAACAUUCAGCACAGCAUCACCCAUCCAUCACCUCACUUAACAGAAACUCACUGACAAAUAGGAGGAAUCAGAGUCCGGCCCCGCCGGCUGCUUUGCCCGCCGAGCUGCAAACCACACCUGAGUCAGUCCAGCUGCAGGACAGCUGGGUCCUUGGCAGUAAUGCGCCACUGGAAAGCAGAGAAUUAGGAAAUCAAGCAGUCCUUGCAAAUGGUCAUGACAACGUUAUAGAGAUGGAUGUGUUUUCUCCAACAUAUCACGAUAGCAGUUAUGGGCAUUUCCUAUUCAAAACAGGAACAGGGACCACACCGCUGUUCAGUACUGCAACACCAGGGUACACAAUGGCAUCCGGCUCUGUUUAUUCCCCUCCUACUCGGCCACUACCUAGGAACACUCUGUCCAGAAGUGCUUUUAAAUUCAAGAAGUCUUCGAAGUACUGUAGCUGGAAAUGUACUGCUCUCUGUGCUGUAGGAGUCUCAGUGCUGCUGGCAAUACUGCUGUCCUACUUCAUAGGUGAGUUCCUUUGUUUUAUAACUGUCAUCAUCAAUAGGGAUGUCAGAGAGUGUCCCAUAUUAACCUUCAUGUGUAGCAAAGCUUUUGGUAACAGUAAAAAUCACAACAAUGACUUCAUGAAAACUGAUUCUUUUGAGAUAAUAAAAAAUGUGAGUACUUUGAAAGCAUUCUGUGACGCAACAGCAGUUGAAUUAACUUCAAAGAAGUAUUUGAAUUGCAAUUAAGCUGUAGGCUGUCUAGUCCUUACAAAUGUAUCUGUAAAAUGGAGGCUGUAAUGUUUUCUAACAAAACAAAACUUGCAGCAUGCCUGUGGAAUUCUUCUCGUUUUGCAUUAUAUAUAAGCAAUGAAGCACUUAGGAGUUAUAAUUUUCAUUUAUUAUAUACAUGUAUGUUUGUGUGUACAGCUAGAGCAAAAGUGUAGACCUUGGUUGCAAGGUAGAGAAAAUAAUUGUCCAGAAGGACAAUGCGGAGAAGAGGCUUCUUUCUCCUCUGUAGGGUUUUUUUAAUUUUCUGUUUUCUGUUUAAGUACUCUUUCCUAGUUUGUAUUCUAUAUGAUUUCUUCUAUUUUUUCAUUAUUUAGUUUCAUAAAUCUUUGCUAUAAAUAUAUCAUUUGAGUUUUAGACAGUUAACUGCUUAACUGUGAGAUAACAUUACUGACUUUUAAUGUGCAUGUGUCAUCUUCUGUGGCUUUGUCCAGAUUACAUAUUUUUGUUACCUCUGAGUCCUUAAUUGGUUUUCAAAGACUUUUUUUAACUGAUUUUUUAAUUAGAAGUUUGUCAGCACUAUUAUGUUAAUAAAAGUGUAAGGGUCUGCUUUUGUAAGGCAUUGCUCUCACUCAAAUUCAGAGUCUUAGGAAGUCAAGGAAAGAAAAUAGAAAGGGGAAGAGUCAAUCUCUCCUUUUCUACUUCAUUUUGAAAUCUGGGUAAAUUAAUAACAAAGCCUAGCAGGCCCUCUGAUCCCUAAAUCUUCAUUGCCUUUGUUGAAACAGGCUUUCUACAUUUCAAUCCAGGGCAGAGCAUAAGCUGUAUAAAGCCUUUGAAGUAGUUCUUUCUGGGCUGAAGCUUCCGUGAACAAUGCAAGAAACUAGGUUGCUGAGUAGCUGGAGAAAUUUCUGUCUGCCAUGGCAAAGCAGAGCUCCCGGAGCACCCUUUGCACUUCAACUGUGAACCCCGAAGUAAAAAAUGCAUGUAUAGAAAUGUAGGGUUUGCCAGUACUGCCCAAUACUAUUAAUGCCUUGGAUUGUUUUUUGUGUGAAUGUACACAGAAGCAUAAAGGUGUGGCUUGGAGGUAAGCUUUAACACCACAUCUUUUUUUAAAAAAGAUGGGGUUGAAAUAUUUCCGUUUAUAAAGCACAUUAAUUGUGUUCAGUAUUCGUAAUGCUGCCUCUUCAGUCAUUAUAAUCAAAUAUCUGCUGCCAAAAAAGUGUAAGAAAAAAUUCAGUAUGAGGUAUCACUAUCAAGAAAUAGUGAAAAUGGCCAUACAGAUAAAGAAAUAUUGAAGAUCUGAUUGUGAGCUGAGCUACACUUUGCUUGUCCCAAAAAGCAGGAUUCCUUAUGAAUCUGAGAGGUGCAAGGAGUUAGCUGAACUGGAUUAUUUCUCCCACAGGCAUAUUAAGAAAUAUAAGCAUGUCUAAUACACCUCUAUUCCUGUAUUCAGGGAAAAAAUUGGGCUUUCCAUAGAGUGAGAGCUUUCAGCUCCACACAUCAUUUAUUCAUAUACUCUGUUACAAAAAAAAAAGAACCCAAAAAA
Meleagris gallopavo (turkey) is the source of this 2334-nucleotide messenger RNA. The record is from RefSeq and is a predicted model, not a curated record. NCBI's taxonomy places the organism in Eukaryota, Metazoa, Chordata, Aves, Galliformes, Phasianidae.